This is a messenger RNA of Momordica charantia (bitter melon), 1974 nucleotides long. Its product is annotated as vacuolar protein sorting-associated protein 26A. The record is from RefSeq and is a predicted model, not a curated record. NCBI's taxonomy places the organism in Eukaryota, Viridiplantae, Streptophyta, Magnoliopsida, Cucurbitales, Cucurbitaceae. Gene Ontology annotation, biological process: intracellular protein transport.
AGUCUUAUGGCUGGGAGAUUCUUUUGUAAUUACAAUAUAGCUUUACUCUCUCGAGAUUGGAAAGCUGCAAUGUUGUAGCUCUUUAGGGGAGGGCCACCUUGGCCCCCGCCCUUAUGCUGUAGCUCCUUUUUUGGUCUCUAAUAUACUCUGUUUCUUAUCAAAAAAAAAAAAAGUGCAAAGAGAAAGUAGGGAAGAUCACUUCAGAGAUAGCUUCAAUAGUUGAGGUUGAUGAACCUUCAGGUAUUUCUCCGGAAGAGGUUUAGAAGAGAUGUUCCUUGAAGGAAAACUUGCUGAAUUUAUGCAUAAAGGAGGAGCAAAAUCUGAUUAUAAAAAUGCAAGAUUCAGUGGCUGAUAGAGGAGACGAAAUUAGUAAGUUUUUUUCACAAAUACUUGGUUGCACAAAAAAGAAAGGCUCAGAUUAUGAAAUUGAAGGAUAUCCACAAUAGUCCCACUGUAAAUCAAAAGGAAACUGAAGCAGAAAUUAUUAGCUUCUUUGAAGCUUUAUAUAUAAAUGAAGGUGCUGGAAGGUUCUCUCCAAAGGAAAUUAAUUGGAGGCCAAUCUCAAGUCAACACAGCAGCUGGUUAGAGAGGCUUUUUAAAGAAGCAGAAAUCUGGUUGGUUGAGUCAGGUUUGGGAGCUCUAUUUCUCUGCUGUCCAUUAUGAAUUACCUGCUUGGAGCUUUUAAGCCAUCUUGCAACAUAUCAAUCACAUUUUCUGAUGGGAAAACACGCAAGCAGGUUCCGUUAAAGAAGGAAAAUGGUCAGACGGUUUUGGUUCCCCUUUUCCAGAGUCAAGAAAAUAUUACUGGGAAGAUAACUAUAGAUCCUCUGCAAGGAAAGAAGGUUGACCACAAUGGUGUUAAAAUUGAGCUUCUCGGUCAAAUUGAGAUGUACUUUGAUAGAGGCAAUUUUUAUGACUUUACUUCUCUUGUUCGCGAAUUGGAUGUUCCGGGAGAAAUAUACGAAAGGAAGACGUACCCAUUUGAAUUUUCUACAGUUGAAAUGCCAUAUGAGACAUAUAAUGGGGUAAAUGUGAGGCUGAGAUAUGUCCUCAAAGUUACCAUCAGUCGUGGUUAUGCUGGUAGCAUAGUGGAAUAUCAGGACUUUGUGGUUCGCAACUAUUUGCCACUUCCAUCAAUCAACAAUGGUAUCAAGAUGGAAGUUGGAAUUGAAGACUGCCUGCAUAUCGAGUUUGAGUAUAACAAAAGCAAGUACCAUCUCAAAGAUGUUAUCAUUGGCAAGAUUUAUUUCCUACUGGUGAGAAUCAAGAUAAAAAAUAUGGAUUUGGAGAUCCGGCGUCGAGAAUCAACCGGAUCUGGAGCUAACACUCACGUUGAGACAGAGACGUUGGCUAAGUAUGAGCUAAUGGAUGGAGCUCCAGUUAGAGGUGAAUCCAUUCCAGUCAGACUGUUUCUUAGCCCAUACGAGUUGACGCCAACGCAUCGUAACAUCAACAACAAAUUCAGUGUGAAGUACUACUUGAAUCUUGUUUUGGUUGACGAAGAGGACAGACGCUAUUUCAAGCAGCAAGAAAUCACCAUAUAUAGGCUUCAAGAGACUACCUGAUUACUUCAUCUCCAAACACUGUUACACAAAAGCAGUUUUUGGAAAGGAGAAAGAUCAACAACUACUGGGAGCACUCUGUAAAGCUUUUGUAUUCUGGAAGAGAUCUUUUAUUUCUUCUUGUGCAACCAAAAUGUUUGACUGUGGUUGCUUUGGAAUGGAAUCUUGGUGAGAGCAUUUCUUUUGGCUGGUGGUAAGUCUGAUGUGUUUGAUUGUAUGAAACAUGGUUACUAAAUUGUUGCACAUUUCGUUACGAGCGACGGGAUCUGGUUUUCGGUGCUUUAGUUAUUGUAGAUCGUAUUUUCGUGUUGUCGGUGUAGAUCUUUUAUUUUGUUCCCACUUUUUUCUUAACUCUGCAUAUUGCUCGACAAUUCUUUUGUUGAUCAGAAGAAAUAAUAUUAUGCUUCUAGGA